Molecule: messenger RNA, 738 nt
Organism: Aspergillus nidulans FGSC A4
Lineage: Eukaryota; Fungi; Ascomycota; Eurotiomycetes; Eurotiales; Aspergillaceae
Exons: 2
Coding region: 1-738 (245 amino acids)
Molecular function (GO): oxidoreductase activity
Source: RefSeq, a predicted model, not a curated record
AUGUCUUCGCAGACUAUUGUCCUCAUCUCAGGUGCAAAUCGCGGCCUGGGAUUUGAAGCAGCAAAGUGCCUCGUUCAUCUGGCCAAUUACCAUAUCAUCCUCGGUAGCCGUGAUCUUCUCAAAGCCGACAAGGCAGCAGACACUCUCCACGCCCUGCCCAAUCUCAAGUGCAGCGUCUCUACAGUUCAGCUUGACGUGACCGACAAAUCCUCCAUCACGGCCGCAAAGAGCUACAUUGAAGCGACCUUCUCCCGCCUCGACAUUCUCGUCAACAAUGCCGCCAUCUACCUUCUCAAUCCCACUUCUUCCGUCGACGCUCUCCGCGCAUCCUUGGACACUAAUGUGAUUGGCGUCGUUGCUCUUACUGAAGAGCUUCUUCCACUGCUCAGAAAGUCGGCAAGCCCUCGGUUGAUUCUAGUCAGCUCCUCUAAUGGGUCACUGGAAUAUAAUUCCGACCCAAGCUCCCCGCACGGAGGGACCUGGGCAAUGGAGUAUCGCGUGACCAAGGCGGCGUUAAAUAUGCUGCUUGUGCAGUACCAUGCUAGUCUAAAGGAAAUCACAGUACUCGGCGUUGACCCUGGGUUUAGUGCGACCGAAGUUAUUGGGGACGCGGACGCGCUGAGGAAGAUGGGCGCUGCUGAACCAGAGGUUGGAGGGGAGAUCAUUGCUUCCGUUGUUAGGGGAGAGAAGGGUCAGCCUGGACGGAUAUAUGGCCCUCAAGGGAUUGUGCCGUGGUGA